Exophiala spinifera is the source of this 1731-nucleotide messenger RNA. RefSeq lists its product as uncharacterized. Bases 1 to 1731 code for a protein of 576 amino acids. The record is from RefSeq and is a predicted model, not a curated record. The transcript has 5 exons. Lineage: Eukaryota; Fungi; Ascomycota; Eurotiomycetes; Chaetothyriales; Herpotrichiellaceae. Gene Ontology annotation, molecular function: protein binding.
AUGGGUCCGAUCGCAGUUCUGCUACUUCUUUUGAUCCGCUCGGGUACCGUGGUCUCAUACUGGGAGUAUGAGUCGCUGAACGUAAGUCAGUGGCAAUGGCAAUCUUCCGUCGUCGUUAACAACUGGCUUUAUAUUGAUGGGGGCGAGCUCUAUGCAAUCCAGAAUGACAAUCCCACAUUCUUCUACCUUGGCCAAACGAUAUCAAUUGACUUGACGCAGCCUUGGACAAAUGCGACUGUACAGAACUAUUUAAGAGAGACACAACGACCUGUCACCGAUGGCCACUGGUCGAAAAAGCCGGCUUUGUUCUAUGACCCAUUUAAGAAUGUCGUUAUACAAUGGGGAGGCUGGCCAUACGACAACGACGAUCAGUCAUACGAGUUCGUCUUCACACCAAACGGAAACGGCACCGUAAAUUGGAUCCAGAGUGCAACACCAGUCACAAACACACAAGAUAAAUCUUCGCCAGCAAUCUUCGGCUCGGCAUUCGUUUCUUCAAGCACAUCGUUCUACUCUCUAGGUGGAGUUGUUGCUGAAGAAUCUGCGCCACCUGAGCUGGCCGUUCAAGGUCUGCUCGAGUACAAUUUUGAAGGCAGCAACUGGACGAACAGUUCCUCUGAGAUGGCAACUGCGAACGGUUAUCUUGUAGGUGGGCAAGCAGCCUACACUCCGGGAUCCGAUCAAGGCGGCUUUGGCCAAGCCGGGUACAUCUUUUUUGUUGGUGGCAAUGACCCAGCAAGCCAGUCAUUCGACCCUCAGUCUCCUUCUCUGGUCGACAUGUCAAACAUUACCUUGUACGAUAUUGGGGCGCAGGCAUGGUAUCAGCAGGCAACCACGGGAACAAUUCCUCCACCACGUCAAUUUUUCUGUUCUGUUUCAGCAACCUCUAUCCAAGCCACGUUUGAGAUAUUCAUCUUGGGUGGUUCCACGAAUGAAACAUAUGACCAAGCACUCGCCAACGAUACAGACUAUCUCAGUGUGUACACCUUGUCCAUUCCGGCUUUUCGCUGGUUCAAAUCGACAGCCACAGACCAAGUGAGACGGGCCAAUCAAUGCUGCCAGCUCAUAGGAAACAAGCAGAUGCUGGUAAUCGGAGGUACACAACCUAGUAACCCAUUAGGCAUUGCUGCGGUUGAGCCAUGGCCGAAUGGUUUGGGGAUCUUUGAUAUGUCGAACUUCACCUGGGCGGACAGCUAUGAUCCACAGGCCGCCCCGUACGAGCAACCCGCAGUGGUGAGAGAUUAUUACAGUAAUGAGUACCAAUCUCCAGUUUGGGGCUCAUCGCAAUUGCAAGUUGACUUCGCCUGGGCACCACCUGAUCUUCCUACAGGGACAUACACUGGCUCAUAUCCGUCAACUACUACAUCGCCAGCCCCUACUGCAAGCGCAUCUACCAAGGUCUCUUCCAGCUCAACUCCUAUAGGCCCAAUCGUAGGAGGUGUAGUCGGCGGUGUGUGUGCUCUCCUUCUCGCGCUGAUCCUCGGAGUCCUGGUGUGGAAGAGAAAGAACCCGAAGACAAUGUCAUCACACGAGGUGCAGACCCUCGAAGUCAGUAACAUCACCACCCAAAAAGUCGAGCUACCAACACCACUCAAUUCUCCUGGACUUCGAGCUGGAGUUCCACCAUCCUACACAGAGACGCGGGCCAGCGGCAGGCAGUUGAGGAUGGAAGAGCCAGAGGCACAAGAGCUUGAGGCUACAAGUGUCAGUCGAACUCCUGAGUUGCCUUAA